GCCGCCGCCCCGCGCCGGGGGGAGAUGGCGCCCCGCGCCCCGCGCAGCUGAGCGCCGCCGCCGCCCGCCGCAGAUCAACAGCCAAAAUUUUGAAGGUCGUCAACUUUCUGAUGGUGGUGAUAAGCCAUGGCGACAGAUGAUAAAGUUGCCAUAUUAACUGACGAUGAAGAGGAACAGAAGAGAAAAUACGUGCUUGCCGAUCCUUUUAAUGGUAUUUCCAGGGAACCAGAACCACCUUCAAAUGAAACACCGUCCCCAUCUGAAACAGCUGCUAUUCCUGAGGAGGAAAUAGACUGGAUAGAGAAACACUGCGUUAAAAUAAACAAUGAUCUUCUCAUUUCCAAGGUCUUUUAUUUUUUCUUUUACUCCGCAUAUGGCUCUCUCUACCCCCUUUUGCCUGUGUAUUACAAGCAGCUGGGAAUGUCACCCAGCCAGAGUGGCCUGCUGGUAGGUAUUCGAUACUUCAUUGAAUUCUGCAGUGCCCCGUUUUGGGGUGUAGUUGCAGAUCGCUUUAAAAAAGGCAAAAUCGUCCUCCUCUUUUCUCUUUUGUGUUGGGUUUUAUUCAACCUGGGCAUCGGAUUUGUCAAACCCGCUACCUUGCGAUGUGUACCAAAGAUCCCCCCGACAGCUCACCCCACCAAUUCAAGUCACCCGUUCACUAUCCUGUCGACAAAUUCCUCCAUUGUCUCUUUCAUCACCACCUCCCCAAGAAUUCGUGAGAAAAGGCACGUGCUUUCUUAUGAAGGGCCAGUGAUGUCAGAAGCGGGGCCCAAUGUCACAGAAACUGUCAUCUUCUCGACAGCUCCAAACAAGACCAGGGCACCCACUCUGCAGCCUCAGACUGAUGAAGUUACUGACCAUACUGUGACCUUGAACCCAAGCACUGCAACCUCCUCUGUCCCUCCAGGAAAUGCAACCAGGGAGACAACCACUUCCGUGGCCACUACCACCAAGUCGGUACCUUCUGACCAAGUCACUCUUGUUUAUGAUCAACAAGAAGUGGAAGCUAUAUUCUUGGUGAUCUUGGUAGUUGUCAUAAUAGGAGAAUUUUUCAGUGCCUCCUCCGUCACAAUUGUGGACACAGUAACACUCCAGUAUCUGGGAAAGCACAGAGACCGCUAUGGACUGCAACGCAUGUGGGGCUCCCUGGGCUGGGGCCUGGCCAUGCUGUCUGUGGGCAUCGGCAUCGACUACACCCACGUAGACGUGCUCAUCGAAGGGAAGGGCUGUAAGCCUCCCGAGUACCGGAACUACCAGAUCGUCUUCUUCGUCUUUGGGGUUCUCAUGACCAUGGCCUUGAUUGUUGCCACCCAGUUCCGAUUCCGCUACAGCCACUUCAAAAACAGUGACAGCAAAGGGAAGGAGGUGGAGAUCCCGCAGGUGGAGAGGAACAGCUCCACGGAGUCGUCUGAGGAGACCCCGACCGCCACCAGCCACUCGCGGGCCUUCAGCUUCUGGGACUUGAUCAGGCUGCUCUGCAGCGUGCAGUACGGCUCCGUGCUGUUCGUGGCUUGGUUUAUGGGUUUUGGGUAUGGCUUCGUGUUCACCUUUCUCUACUGGCAUUUGGAGGACCUGAACGGAACAACAACUCUCUUUGGGGUCUGUUCCGUCCUGAGCCACGUGUCUGAGCUGACGGCUUAUUUUUUCAGUCACAAGCUUAUUGAACUGAUUGGCCACAUCAGGGUUCUGUACAUUGGUCUGGCCUGCAAUACAGCUCGCUAUAUUUAUAUUUCCUACCUGGAAAACGCCUGGACUGUUCUGCCCAUGGAAGUUCUUCAAGGAGUGACACACGCGGCCAUCUGGGCGGCCUGCAUCUCUUAUCUCAGUGCCGCGGUUCCCCCUGAGCUGAGGACGUCUGCUCAGGGCAUCCUGCAAGGCCUUCAUCUGGGUUUGGGGAGAGGCUGUGGUGCCAUGAUCGGAGGCGUGUUGGUCAACUUUUUUGGGGCUGCUGCAACCUUCCGAGGAAUUGGCAUGGCCUGCCUGGUGAUCCUCCUGCUCUUUGCCCUGAUCCAGUGGCUGGCAGUACCAGAUGAGGAAGAAGACAAGACGAUGUUGGCAGAAAGGAUCCCUGUCCCCUCUAGCCCUGUUCCCAUAGCAACCAUCGACUUGGUCCAACAACAGACAGAAGAUGUUCUGCCACGCACUGAGCCCAGGCUUCCCCCCAAGAAAACCAAGCACCAGGAAGAGCAGGAGGAUGUGAACAAGCCCGCCUGGGGCGUCAGUUCGUCCCCCUGGGUGACCUUUGUCUACGCACUCUACCAGAUUAAAGAGAUGAUGCAGCUCACGAGAGACAGCCGUGCUUCUGAGAUACAGCCUCUGCAGUUGCACAUAGGAAAGGAGAUGAAAGGGGACCAGUGAGAAUCAGAAAAAUUCUCCAGCUGGUGGAGCCCAGCCUGGACCAUGUGAGGCUCCCCCUGACCCGCCCAGAAGCCAGCCAUCCCCUCCAGCAGCCGCAUCUCAGACGCAGAGCAGCCCCGCUCACCCCAGUGUGGACCCGCGCGCAGAGGACAGUGAGGACCGCCAGGCUCCGCCUGCCGCCGGGGGUCACUGAGGCGUCCCGCUCACCUCACGCCCUGCAUGGAACCGGGCUCCUCUGCCAGGACGCGGGGAGAGGCACCCCGAACCUAGGACACGCCUCACUUGAGGAGCAUAGCACCACAUACGCUUCUAAACACCUGAACUCAUCACCAUGGAGACACUCACACGCACACGAGCUACAGUACAUAUUGGCAGAAACAGGUCACCUCCCACAGCCCCACCGGAGUCACAGGAGGAGGACGGAGCUCAGUGAGGACUUUGUAGGUUAAGGACCACAGGACUUCCCUGCCAGGGCAGUAAGAGCUGGAACCAGCAGUUACACUAAAUGGGUGGAGGGGAAAAAAGUGUUUCAAGGUGAAUGCUGAUAUAAGUUCCCUCUUCUGAUUCUUUAUUCUAAUUAUUUGGUUCUUAAUGCAAACUGGGAAGAAACAGAAUACAUCUAUAAUUUUGUUUCUUUUAAAAAGAACCAUUUAAAAAUUAUAAGACUUAUUUUUAAAAUAACCAGAUAAAAGUUGGUAGCAUCUAUGCUUUUGUUUAAUAAGAAAAAAAAGGAAAAAGUUUCAUCAGAAACUCGAGAUAUCUCUAGGAAAUAUAUUUUUAUAUGUGUAUGGUAUAUAAUGAAAAUAGUCAAUUCUUGGAGCAGCAAAAGCUGUUACUGACCACUGCAAGCUAAGCUGAGCUUUAAAAUGCCUUCUGUUUUAAAUGGGCUUUAAGACCAGAGGAAGGAAUAUUUGAAAUAAACCAACCAACUCAGUAUGCUGUGGCUUGAUAGACAAAGGUUUACUAAAUAUAUUGAAACUGUAAAUAGCCUCUAUCACUAUUUACAGCUUUCUAGUGAUUUGGGCUCUAAUUAGCUGAUGGAAUAAAACAAACACAAAAUCAGUGAAUUCCUAAGGGUUUCUUUUAAUUAAGCAGUACUACUUACAAAUAAGUGCCUGGGGGAGGGAUAAAAUUUUUUAAAAUUACAUAAUGGCUCAGUUUUUGUUUUGUUUUUGGUGAGGGAAAAAGGUGGUGAACAGGAAGCCAGGAACGGAAAAGACAGAAAUAAGAAGUACACUUUCCAAUGACUUAUGACACAAAUAUCAGUAUAUUCUUUCCCAUGAGGACACAGUCAGACACUGGACAAUUCAGGUAUGAGCACACUACUGUAAAUACUACAACUACAGUCAGGACCGUGGCCAGGUGACUCAUGCAUAAAGCUUGCUGCUAAAAAUCAAAGUCGAGAUUACAGGAAGCCUUGGGGGAGGGCUGUGGACCAGGGAACACUGCUUCAGCUGAAGAAAGGGCAGUUACGCAGUGCGUACGAUAGUGUGGAUGAGCACAGAGGAGAGGAAAGAAAAGAGCAGAGUUAAAAAUGAAAAGCUCACCUUACUCUCUGACCCUAAUUAGGCAGGACCAACUGUAAAGUAAGGGCUUCUCCACGACACCAUACUUCUGCCCACAACAGCAUCUGGGGGAAGAAACUCUACACUUGGAUAUCUAGCUUCACCACAGAACACAGCUUAAAAAUAAAAUAAUGGGAAGGAAUAGAAUUAAGCAAAUAGUUAUUUUUGCACUUGACUGAAAUGUACUGUACUGUAAAUUAUCAUGGCUCAUUUUAAGUGACCUUUAAAAAUCAGAUGUAUUUAUUAUGCUUAUGUAAUUAUAGAAAUAGAGAGAUGGGUGACAGGCUGAACCUCACCUAUGAAUAUUCAGUAUGUGGAUUUGUGAAACUGACUGUAGGAAGUCAAAAAACUUCUACUGUAUCUUGUGUUUACAGUUCUGAUUUAUUCUUCUGAAAAGCCUGCUGCUUUGGAAAUGCACAGUUGACAUGUUCAAAUAAAAAUAAAUACCAUUUUUAAAUA
This is a messenger RNA of Cervus elaphus (red deer), 4382 nucleotides long. RefSeq names its product major facilitator superfamily domain containing 6 (gene MFSD6). Lineage: Eukaryota; Metazoa; Chordata; Mammalia; Artiodactyla; Cervidae. The record is from RefSeq and is a predicted model, not a curated record. The transcript has 8 exons. The coding region runs from base 127 to 2358 and encodes 743 amino acids. Gene Ontology annotation, cellular component: plasma membrane. Gene Ontology annotation, biological process: antigen processing and presentation of exogenous peptide antigen via MHC class I.